AUGAAAGCCUUGGACAACCAACGCAUUACUACUCCAUACGUAAAGAUACCUCGUAAGUUGUAUAGCAACUUCAAGAUUGGAAUUUCGCCGUUCUACAAGGACAACAUCAUCGACAUGGAGAGAACGAUACGACUUGUUGACACAAUCUCACCUAAAAUAUUCACAGUAGCUCUCGAGAACGCAAUGCGAAAGCUGGAAUAUUGCAAGAUAGGAGUGAUGAUCGGCUGCUACACUAUCUGCGCUUCGCUGCUCUAUAUCGUUAGUAGUAUGUCAGAGGACCAGUUAAAGAGAAAGCGGUGCUAUAGUGCGGUCAGAACGACAUGA
Molecule: messenger RNA, 324 nt
Organism: Necator americanus (New World hookworm)
Lineage: Eukaryota; Metazoa; Nematoda; Chromadorea; Rhabditida; Ancylostomatidae
Exons: 1
Coding region: 1-324 (107 amino acids)
Source: RefSeq, a predicted model, not a curated record